AUGAAUGCGACAGGUGGUGCCAACUUGCAAAUAAUCAUCAAAGCAUGUAAAGUACUCCUGAAAUUUUCUCUUUUGGAAUUGGAGAGAAAAAGAGAAUCAAAUCAACCCUUUGUGAAGAAACAUUAUUUAGUAUCCAUCAUUGAAGGACUUUGCAAAGGACAUGGUUGUCUAAAGAGAACAGAAAUUGUCACUUUUACGGCAAUCUUGAAGUCAGCUAAUGUGUUGAAGGCUACUGGCAGUGCAGCAGAAAUACAGAAGGAUACAUGCCGUAGUCAGGGUGAAGACUUUUUUCAAAGGCUUCAAACAGCAUUUACUGAGACUGGAGAGGGUCAUCCAAGCUUCAUCAAAGACAAAAGCAGGACAGAAAAUGAGAAGAGUUUGUCCUCUGAUGCAAGUGGUACUGAUGUCAAGAGCUUCUUUUCCAACUGCAAUGUGGCAGCUCUGAGACAGCUAGGAGGUGGAAGAAUUCUAUUGGAUCUGUGUCUCUCCUUGCCUGAAUUUUCAAAGAUUGCCUUCAAACCAGAAUCAUCAGCAACUUUGAUUAGUUUGACAUCCUCAAGUAUUCAGGGACUUUCCUCUGAGCUUUUGGUUGUGUCCAGCAUAAUUUCCAUUCCAAUAUUGGAACCCCUCUCAGCAACCAGAGUGGAGAAAGUCUGUCAGCUGGCAUUAGGAUGCUUGGAUGUGGCUCUCACAAUUGCUACAGGAAACUUCAACAUAGUAGGAGCUGCAGGAACAACAGGAUUAAGUCGACCACUCUCAGUAAAAAGUCUUGGAAGGUCCUCCUUGUCAAAAGCUUCAGGAGCAAAAUCUGUCAGCAAAAUUUCUGGUGAAGAAGAAAGCCUUGAAAAAUGUGCCCAAAGCAUUUUAGAAAAUAGCAUCAAUGUGUUUGAUGUGAUCUGUGGAGUAAUACAAUCCUCGUCACGAGCUGGUGGUCAAGUAUUGCAGAAUGUUCACAUGUUAGCCGCACACAGGAUUAUUCAAAGUCUACUUCCCGUGUUGGGACUUACAGAUGAAGACUGUACAUCCAAGGAGAGUGCUGCUUCUAAAUUCAAAUGGUUACAAGGAGUGAACACACUGGUGGUUGUGCUUGCCUCACGUGCAAUCACUCUCCUGUCUUCUCUUUUGGAAGAGCUGCAGGUGGAAGGAUUACUGACGGACAUUGAAGAUAAACAUUCUACUAUUGGGUCUGACUUCUCUGUCAACUCACGUUGUUCUGCUUGGAAGAGAGUGAAGAAACUGAUGGAUGAACUACCUCUGUUGAAUUACUUGUUUGCACAGUUUUCUACUUUGUACAAAAUGGCUACUGCCAUGAUCACUCCAACAGUGUCAGCUGGUCAAACAUCCUCACGACCCAGCUCAGCCAAGUCAGACAGCUCAAAAUCUCCAGCUACAUCAUCAGACGAAGGAGACAGUGAAUACAUCUCUUACUCUGAUGGGAGCAGUGAAGAUGAAGAAUCAUUACUUGGUCAGUGGUUUCAAGACACAUUGUCAUCAACAACAACAGUUCCAACUGCCAGCCCACAGCCCCCAACAAGAAAGAAAUCAGAAAGUGGAGACGUGGGAGACAGUGGGACAGAGACCACACCCUCUGGACGGUCUUUCCAGAUGGCACCUGAGGAGUACAUCUACCUGGCAACAUGCACCCUCCAGUUCUUAUCCAAACAUUUACUGAGCAACCCAAUACCAGAAAUGUCAGAGUACAUCAGCCGUUCAUUCACUGAGACACACAUCAUUGGGCUUGUGGGAGUUGUCAAGGAUCUGGAUCAACUUGCUGUGAUCAGCAUGCCAAGUUAUGUUGACAUGGACAAGCUUUGCAGUGCUGUUGAUCAGGCUGUGCACUUGCUUCUUGUAUCAGACUUGCUGACACAACAUCAACAGGAUGUUUUCCUCAGUCACCUGGGCUUGGCACCAUUAGUUGAUGGACCAUGGCCAUUAAAAGUAAGCCAACGUUGUCUGGGAAUCCUUGCUAGGGUGUUACUGGCUCGACAGCAGAAGGCUUUGCACAUUUCUAGCACAGGGAUGGAUAUUGAAGAAUGUAUUACAGUUUGGAAAAGAUUGAUUGACACUCUUAAAGAUUACUGUCUCACAAGUGAGGAUUUAAAUCUACCUACCAUUCCAGAUCUCAAUGUGGAGCAUCUUCAGCUUCUCCUGUUCAUUUUCCACAACUUCUCUCUGAAACAGCGUAAAUCACUUACCACGUAUUGUGUCAGGGUGCUGAUAACAAUUGCCAACUCAUUGUCAAUAUUGCAUUCCCCUCCCCUUGCAAUGGGCCGCCUCUUGUUGUUGUUGGAUUACUUUCUCCAUCAUUUGUCGGCACCACCAGAAGAUCUCUUUAAACAGGUGCAGCAUAACCUGUUUCAAAGCUCUGCUUCAGCCAGCUCAAGGUUUAUGGAGGACCAAGGCUGUUCAGAUCCCUUUGAACCUUUGUAUUAUGCUGCUAAUAAUUCUGAAGAAGACUCUUUGAAAGUCCAUCUACUGGCUGAUGAGCACAAGUUACCCAAGUCUCACAGUUUAACACCCAGAUUUUAUGAGAUAAGAUCUGUACUUGCAGGGGAUGAUAUGGACAAAGAGGCCAGCUCUACACUUCUAAGUUUGUCUGGAGAGGGUCAAAAGUACAAGGAUUUUUAUUCAGCAAUGAUCAAUUUCCUGAUGGUGGGAUCUCAGCCAGAACUAAAGAGCAAUGUGGGGGAUGGUCAUCAUUCAGGGCCAAUUGAUGGUGCAGUUGUGAAGCACAGCUUUAACCUUGCAUGGCGCAUACUAGACAGUCUACCACCAUCAGCUGAUUUUUUUCAGAACCUUUUUCAAGAUCUUGAGAGACAGCAUCUUCAAGUAACAGACCCUGACCUAGCUAAACUUUUGUGUGGUCUGAAGUUUGUGUCAAAACUUGGCACUUCAAGUCCAGAUGCUACCUUCUGUGAAACACUUAAGAAUAGUCUUGUUGAUCAAGGAGUGUCCCAUGAAGACCCUAAGAAAUUGAUUGAUUACGUUACAAGUUUGAGUGGUGAUCUCUACCACAGUGUUAUGAUGGCAAAACAGUUCUUGUUAGAGAUGUUGAAACUUCACACUGAACUUGUCCAAGUAGACACGCCUUCUAAGCUACCAGGACUACUGAACCUAUGCACUCUUGAUGCUGUCAUUGGAAAAACUCAUGUGGCUCUUAAUUCUCUCUUUGGAAACUGUGAUGAAGAUCCUGAUUUAACGCUUGUCGUGGAAAAUGCCAACGAGUUACUGCCUGUGCUCAUUGACUUGAUUUCAUUGUAUCAGAAAUUUGCUGGACUUUGUUUGCUGUUUGGUGCCACAAAUCAGAAAAAUGAUGACAGUGAGGGAAUGGAGGCAUUGCAGGCCUAUUCCAGUGUCCUAAAGAUUGGGUGUAUGCGACUACCUAAGCACUCAUGUCUUCCAGUGACAUUCUUGGCAGGUCUUCCCUCACCUGUGAAAAAACAUUUGGAGAAAUGGAACAACAUUGUGCUCACAAAUUUUCCCUCUGCAUCAUCAUGGAAGACAUCAUCAUGUCUGAUUGAAGUUGGCACAGAAAGCUUUCUGGAUUCUCUGGUGUCAGCCCAUGUGUUGGCUGUCUGUAGUGGUAAUACCUUGGAUAUUGCACCAGCUCUUAAACACACUCUUCGCUCAUUGGUUCAGCUAGCUGCUGAUUUGCUUUCGUGGAGUCCAAACGAAGAACACUCAAUGCAAACCGCCCUGGGGAAGCAACUGUGUGAUAACAUAGUACCACUUAUGGUGGAUGCCACUACAGAGUACUUGUCUGAGCAGUGCAAUACCAUCUUGGAGCGAGUCAUUGGCCCAGCAGACAGUGACAAAUUUGCCAAUUGUAUUCAGUCUUAUGUGCUAUCAAAAUGUCACAAACUUCUCUUAGAUCAGUCAAGAGCUAGUAGAUCUGAUAUUGGUGAAGAGGUGCUGGUGGACUGUUUGAAAUACAUGGAUUCCUUGUUGGACAAAGUGUCUGACCACCCUCUUUUGGAUCAGUUGUAUUCAAAGAACAGAGAACUCUGGCGAGUUAUUGUGUUCUCUGCAAACAAGCGCCUAUCUCUUGGAUAUGUCAACAGGACAUUAAAACUGGCAGUUCGCUUCCUGCAACUUGCUGAGAAACCCGUAAACUCCAGUAUGCACUCAUUAUGUUCCAGUUUCUCUGAACUUUGCCACAUAGACCAUGCAAACAUUGAGGCAUGGCUGAGAAGGAUCAUCUUAGGAGUUGAAGAAGACAAAGAGAACACUGGAAAGAUGGCAGACAACAGACUGCUUUUACAGACAUUUGCUACAUAUAUUGUCAAGGAGUCAAGCCCUGUUGGUGAAGAAGUAAGCCAUUGCUUAUUGAGAUGCUUAAUUCCACUGGGAAAUGAGCUCCUGCCAGAUGUCCCUGGAGAGUGGAGUAACAUUGGAUCCAAAUUUGGUGACCUCAUGAACACAGCUGCUGUUCUGGCCAGUGCAGGGGAUGGAGCAGGGCAUCUUACACUCUGUGCUGCCAUCAUUAAAUGGCUGGAGAAAUGUAAAACCCAACUUCUAAUGGUAGCAGAAAGUGGUGAGAAAGGAAAAGAGAGUGGUAUUGUAGAAGCUGCUGGGCCUCUUCUCCGUUAUCUAGCAGAGUUGAUGAGAGCUCUUAAGUACUCCUCAGAAAAGGAAUGCCCUCCAUCACCAUCACUUUGCCCAGUUGAUGGUGAGCCAUUGAUGCAAGAUGUAGAAUCUGAUUGGAUGGAUGACAUGGGUGGCGACGAAGAAGACUCUGGUGGAGAAGAGUCGGAUGAAGAUUCUCUUUGCAACAAGCUCUGCACAUUUACAAUGACUCAGAAAGAGUUCAUGAACCAACACUGGUACCACUGCCACACUUGUAAGAUGAAUGACGGGGUGGGCGUGUGUACAAUAUGUGCUAAAGUCUGCCAUAAGGAUCAUGAUAUCUCAUAUGCCAAGUAUGGUUCAUUCUUUUGUGAUUGUGGGGCUAAAGAAGAUGGAAGCUGUACGGCUUUGGUGAAACGCACCCCAAGCAGUGGAGCAGACAGUCAGGUAGCUGUUCCACCAUCACCAUUUGCUACAGGAGAGAUGGAUGAAGGACAUGAUGCUGCUGAAGGCUCCACCUCUGGUAAAGUAUCAUCCUCAGCAAUUGGAGCAAGUUCAUCCACAGCUGCUGCUGCUGCUUCUGGAGUAACAGGUUCAAGUGGAACUGGAAAUGAUGGUGGCCUUGAAGAUUCAGCACUUACAUCUAAGUCUGUGGAGGCCUUGGCAAAGCAGCUUGAGAAGCACAAGAAUGGACUUGUAAGCCAACUGGAGAACUCUUCAGUGAUAACAACAACCUUAGACCUUCUUCAAUGGCUGAUGGGACCUGAGGGGGGAGGGCCUAGUAGUGUUGGAAUGGGAGUGUCUAAGGCUUUAAAGGAUUCUAUGACACAACUGCACUUGACAGAUAAAAGUGUGGAGAACACUGAUCAACUUCUGGUUCCAACUUUGGGUUCUCAAGAAGGAGCUUUUGAAAAUGUAAGGAUGACAUUCAGUGGAGAACAAGGACAAACUAUCAGACAGCUGAUUGGUGCACAUGUCCUGAGGCGCGUUGCCAUGUGUUGUUUGGCAUCGCCAAAGGGAAGAAGGCAGCAUCUGGCAGUUAGCCAUGAAAAGGGCAAGAUUACAGUUCUUCAAUUAUCAGCACUCCUAAAGCAAGCUGAUUCCAGCAAGAGGAAACUAACACUGACACGCCUUGCAACAGCUCAGGUGCCCUUUACAGUCCUCACUAUCUCAGGGAACCCUUGCAAUGAAGACUUUCUGGCAGUUUGUGGAUUAAAGGAUUGUCAUGUGCUGACAUUCAGCAGUUCUGGAUCUGUAGUAGAUCACCUUGCUCUUCAUCCUCAACUGGAGACUGGGAAUUUCAUCAUCAAAGCUGUCUGGCUUCCUGGAUCACAAACAAAACUAGCUCUAGUCACUGCUGACUUUGUUAAGAUCUACGAUCUGUCCCAAGAUGCACUAAGCCCCUUGUACUACUUCCUUCUACCAAGUGGAAAGAUCAGAGAUGUCAGCUUCAUUUUUAAUGAUUCCGACCACAGUUUGAUUCUAAUGUCAUCGGGAGGACAGUUGUAUCUUCAGCCUAUGGAUGAAACCAGCAGUGCAAUCAAUGGUCCUUUCUAUCUAACGAAUACACUACCCAUCGAACAUUCUGAUUUACAAGAUUCCAAUGGCCAAGUUGCCGGUGGAGGAGUGUCAGUGUUUUACUCUCACAUCUUACAACUGCUGUUUUUCAGUUACAGUCAAGCUCUGUCUUCUCUGCCCAUGUAUAGGCCUCUCAACAUAGUGAAGCCUCUUCGAAAGAAGAAAACAUCCAAAGCGAGAGUCAAAUCCACAGCUGUCAGUUUCCAAGUGGAUUUCUUUGAGCACUGUCAGCCAUUUUUCAAUGAAGUAGAGUUUGGUGGAGGAGAUAUUCUUCAAGUUUAUAACAUGCAGCAAGUAAAACAUAGACUGAUGACGGCUGGAAUGUAUAUCGCAAGUACAAAGCCAAAUGGUUUCAAUAUUGAGAUUACCAACACAAACCCUCGUGUUAUUAUGGUUGGUGUGAGAAUUCAAAUUGGCUGUCAGUCAGUGGAGAAGGCGCCAUCCUUCGUGGAAAUCUUUGGCAGAGUUAUACAGUUAACAUUAACGAGAAAUAGAUGGUUUGAUCUCCCAUUUACAAGAGAGGAAUCACUGACUGCUGACAAAAAGUUUUCUUUGUUCAUUGGCCAGUCUCUAGACCCAUCAGGAGUGACCAUGUUGGACUCAGUGAAGGUGUACACAAAAACAAAAGAGGCAUUUGGUUGGCCUGAUGAUCCUCAGGAAGAGAUUCCUUCCACUCCUGGUAUGGGAAGUGCAGCUAGUGUGGACAAUGAGGCGGAAAUUGUUAACUCAGUUCCACCACUGACACCUGCUGACAAACUUGUGGUGCACCUCCUGGAGGUAGUCGAUGGCUGCUUUUCCAGCUUUGUGUCGCAGGAUGGGUCCUCAAGGCAGUCCGCUCUAGAUGCUGCUACCUCACUGAUGACCAGUGCUAUGCCAUCACGUGUUCAACAUCAAGCCCAGACUCUGCUUGCCACUUUACAUCCAUCAAAAGUGUCCUACCACAGCCACAAGGAUCAGGCACAGCUUUCACAAGUAGUAAACUUCCUCUGUAAGCUUGAAAGUCCUUGUGAUGGAGAGGAAACAAAGGAAGAAAACAAAGAUACAGAAGUUGAAGAGACACCACAGACAGAAAAGGAAGAAGAAAUCGAAGAGGUUUUGGUAAAUGUCAGUGAACUUGAUGUAGAAAGUUUCCAGCAUCUGGUGGUGAGUGCUAGAUCUGUAGCCAUUACAAGACCCAGUAAUCUGGCAAAGUACACCAUCCUACCUGAACAAAAGACAACAGAUGAGGGUGACGAGAAACACCAUUUCGCUGUAAGUCUAAUGAAUGCCUUUUGGAAGCUGCACAGCUGUCAACCUGUAAAUCCAGUUCUUUCGCCAUUGUCUUCAAUUGGAUUCCAACAUGUGGAGUCUACGGUGACAGCUCUCGUUGACAUCGUCCAUGCAUUUGCAAUAGCAGAUCCUUCUAAAGUUGGACUUGCAGUCAAACAGUACGUGAAAAUGCUGCUGUGCCAGGACCAAUCUGUCAGCUUUGCCUGCAAACAUGCGUUGAUGCGACUCAUACACAAGCACUGGCAUGGGAUGGGUAAUUCCCCUCCUCAAUGCAACACUCCCGUAGGGGAAGGAGCUGGAGGAGAUGACUUUGAUGGGGAAGAUGAUGAGGCAGACCAGGAUAGAGCUGGUGAAACCCCUCCAGACAGGUCAAGUGCAACUGGAGCAGAUGAAACUGAGGCAAGGGGGCAGGAAGCUGCGGAGGCCCAUGAGGCUGCACCAGAAGAGCCUGCUCAAGAACAAAGCCAGCCAUCAGCAGCAGGGCCUUCCAUAGCAAGUGCCGCCAGUCAUCUGGAGGCCUUACUGCUUGGUGCUGGCGGCCUGCCAGGCAUGUUGGAUCUGCCUCCAGAUGCAGAUGAUGAAGCCAUGGUGGAGCUUGCCAUUGCUCUUAGCCUUCAGGACCAAGCGGGUGGACAAGGUCUAAGUCUUCCUGGUUUGCCACUUCCUGCUGUUCAAGCCAUCGGAAUACCUGUUGAAGCUGCCAUGUCGUCUGAUACAGCUUCAGGUCAAGGAAGCGAAGAUGAGUAUGAAGUUCCACCCUGUAGUGCCCAGGGCUCCUCAGCAGGGCAUAGCGCUCCCAGGUCUCCUUUGCCUCCUGACACGGGACAUAGUGGGGCUGAAUUUGAAAGUGGAAGCAGUUUAGAUUCAGUUGCUGCAGAGACUGGGACCAGCAUAGAAACCAUCGCCAUGGGAAGUGAGCAAGCAGCUGCUGUGGACAGCCAACCUGGCAGUAGGAAUAAUGAAGAUGAGGAGCAGGGUCGGGCUCAUACUUCAGGAGACAAAGAAUCGCAGAUGGAUCAAGAGAAGCUACACUCGCUGAAGCUUCUACUCUUGGAUGAACUGUUGCUUCAUCUUCCUAAGUUGAAAGAUGUUGGUGGUGUCCAGGCCAUACCCUUCAUGCAGGUCUUGCUGAUGCUGAGUUCUGAUUUGGAAGACAGUGAAAGAGACAGGGCAGCAUUGAGUAAAGUGUUGUCGACGUGCUUAGAAGAGCUGAAGCUGGAUCAGAUUCAGGAUGUGAAACACAUUUCAUCUCGAACCAAACAACACGAGGUCUGGCUGAUCAUCAUGAGGCUGUUGAGUGUGCUGAUGUCAAGAACAAAGUCCAGUUCAAAAAGUGGUUCUGUGGCUUCCUCUUUGGUGUGUAGACAAACGUCAGCCACUCUGUGUGAGUUGGGAAUUACAAGUAACUGUCUGGAAAUUCUAAAGACUCUUUUGGAGCACUGGAAAGAGGUGGCCAGCCACGAAGAAGAGGAGCCGUCUGGUAUCGGUGGAGCAUUAUUGAAGCCUCAUCCCACAAGCCCACCACCGGACAUGUCACCAUUCUUCCUAAGACAGUAUGUCAAGGGACACGCCGGAGAUGUGUUUGAAGCUUAUCCACAACUGCUGACUGAAAUGGCUCUGAGACUUCCAUACCAAGUGAAGAAGGUUGCAGAUUCUCUUCAUCUUGACAAUUCCCCACAGUUUGGCGAGGAAUGGUAUCAAAUCUUGUGCGAGUACCUUGUGAUUCAGCAGACUCCAUUCGUGAGAAGACAAGUCCGAAAGCUGUUGCUGUUCCUGUGUGGAUCUAAAGAAAGUUAUCGCCAAUUAAGAGAUCUUCAUGCUCUAAAAUCACACAUGAAAAUUGUCAGGGACCUUAGCAAGCAAGGCGGUUUUAGAUAUGAAAGUUUGAGCAAUCCACCGAUCAAUCUACCAUAUGACACCCUCAUUACACUGAUCGAACACCUAAAGGCAUGUUCUGAAAUUGCGUCUAGUCGUAUCAGCAACUGGCAGGCAUUCUGUCUACGGGAAACAGAUACUCUUCCAUUUCUGUUGAGGAGCAGCUUCCUGUUUGAAGAGGGUGUCACACCUCUAAUGUUACAGUUGUUAGGUUACGCCAUUUGUGAAAUGAAAUCGCAACCAUCAAGCUCUCCACAGAAAAGCAAGAAGGACAAGGACAAAGAGAAGUCAAAGAGCAAAGAUAAGGAUUCUGACAAAGACAAAGACAAACACAAGGACAAAGAGAAGGCUUCAGGUUCGGCAGACACUGGAAGGAGCGAAGCAGCUGCUCAGAGCCUGGUUCAGUUGCUGCAUGACAGUGUCAAUGGAGAAGUGAUGAUUCAGUUUGUCCAGACCUUUCUUUUAGAGUCUAAUGCCACUGCUGUGAGGUGGCAGGUUCACGAACUGCUUUACAACAUGCACAAGUACUCAACCAACAGCCAGCAAGUGCAGUUGUCCAAGUUGAUGUGGAAAAUCUGGCCAUUCCUACCAGACUAUGGCCGACGAGCGGCUCAGUUUGUUGAUCUCCUGGGAUACUUUUCGAUCAAGUGUGAAUCAAGCUCUGAUGAGUUGCAGGAAUAUUGUGUUAAGGCAGUUCAAGUAUUAAUGGCACAGAAUAACGUUCUUGCAAACCAUCCUAACUCCAACGUAUACAGGAUGUUGUCAGGGUUUGUGGAGUUUGAUGGCUAUUAUCUGGAGAGCGAUCCCUGUCUUGUCUGUAACAAUCCGGAAGUUCCUUUCCAAAGCCUGAAGUUGUCUGCCAUCAAAGGGGAUUCCCGCUUCACCACAACAUGUCAGCUUGUAAAGCUGAUUGGAAGUCAUACAAUCUCAAGAGUCACAUUGAGGAUUGCAGAUCUCAAGAGGCAAAAAAUGGUCCGAACCAUUAAUUUGUACUACAACAACCGCACCGUGCAAGCAGUCGUGGAACUCAAGAACAAGAGAUCCUUGUGGCACAAAGCAAAGAAAUGUCACCUCACUCCAGGCCAAACAGAGCUUAAGGUUGAUUUUCCACUGCCUAUAGUUGCCAGCAACUUAAUGAUCGAGUAUGCUGAUUUCUACGAAAAUUUUCAGGCUUCCUCUGAAACUCUCCAGUGCCCUCGUUGCAGUGCAUCCGUGAAUGCCAAUCCUGGUGUUUGCAGCAACUGUGGAGAGAAUGUUUACCAGUGUCACAAGUGCAGGUCCAUAAACUAUGACGAGAGAGAUCCAUUUUUAUGCAAUGCGUGUGGAUUCUGCAAAUAUGCCAAGUUUGACUACACACUUACUGCCAGACCAUGUUGUGCUGUGGACCCGAUUGAGAAUGAAGAGGACAGAAAGAAGGCUGUCGGAAACAUCAAUUCACUGUUGGAGCGGGCAGACAGGGUUUAUCGUCAGCUUGUGUCUCACAGACAGCCCUUGGACCUUCUGUUAAACAGGCUUCUCGAACAUGGCCAGCAAGAACCACUACAGGAGAACAUACCUGCCGCAGCACCCACAGCAGCACAAGUAGUUGCGGGUGCUUCACCAUCCAGCAGUUCUUCUGCUAACACGGGAGUCAAUAAGGCCAUCCAAGCUUUGGCUCACCGCUAUUGUGUUGAAUGCAAGGGCACAUUUGAUGAACUCAGCAAGAUCACUCAGAAAGUAUUAGCCUCCCGGAAAGAGCUGUUGGAGUAUGACUGCCGCGAGUGUAAAGGUCCAACAGAGAGCGGUAGCGGCUCCUUGUUACUCACGUCGGGUGCUAAGGGUUUGCCUGGAGAAUGUUAUGGCUGUGCGUCGGCUGCUAUAGAGCACUGUGUGACACUCUUAAGAGCAUUAGCCAUGGUGCCAGGAACUCGCAAGCAACUGGUGGAAGAGGGCCUUAUACAAGAACUUGUGGAGUUUAACCUGCAUGAAGGCACUCUUCAGAUGAGGAGUGACGUGAGGCAUCUUCUGUGUUUGUUGACCAAAGAUAAUGAAAUUGCUACAAAUCAACUGAAUGAAAUAUUAAUCGGAGCCGUUGGUGAAGCUGUCGGCAGCCAUAAAUCCAACCCUGCAGUGGUCUCAGGAAUCAGUCGGGAAAUGCUACUUUUGAGUAAUGCAGUUGAGAUGGAGGACUCGUGCUGGGAGAUGCGUUUGAGAUGCGUAAUGACACUGUUCAUGAUGUCUGUGGAAGUGCGGAGCCCCCUUAUCAUGGAAAGCAUCACUGUACCCUGUCUAAAGAUCUUGCUUAAACUUGUGAAACCACCAUCGCCCAGCAGCAAAACCAAUAAGGACAAAGAUUGCAAAUCGUUGGGCUCUGUUCAAGGUUAUAGUGACGUGCGCAUCAAAGCCAAGCAGUGGAUGGAUGGAGAUACCAGUCAUACUUAUUCUCAUUGGAAAGCCAUGGCGCCCACCAAAUCCAAAGUGACAACCGGGGAAAGCCGCAGUGAAGCACGAAAACGACACUUGAUGGAGAAGUAUGGCAGGAAAUGGAAAGAGAGGACCAAGAGGAACGAAACAAGUGAUGAGCAGGAUCUGCGCGAGGAGGAGUGGCUGAGACAAGUGCUGUUCACUCCGUCUAACAGGGCGGCUCGAGAGAUGGCUUGUACUAUGAUAGAGUCCUUGUGUCAGAUACCCAGCCGACAGCAGCAUAUGCUGGACUUGCUCACAAGUUAUCUGGAGGAAGUUCGAACUUCAGGAGAGAAUGCGGCUGAAUUCUUCCAGAUGUAUCAGCGGUUGACUCAGCCUACUUACUGGAAAUUUUACAUGGCACUGCAAGGAGCUCUGCUGCAAAUUGGUCAGCUGUUAACAAAGGAAAUAGAGCAUUUGACAUACCUGGAGCAGUACACCCUCAGUUCUGAUCUGUCUCAGGGAUAUGCGUUGAAGAUGUUGGCUGGUAAGGAAAUGGCCAGCAGGUCAUGGAAAGUGCUGGCGCAGAAGUGUAGUACUGUGUCUUUUAAGUCAUUCAGAGAGCAUUCACUUGNCAUAAAAACCCAAAAAUAG
Molecule: messenger RNA, 12324 nt
Organism: Stylophora pistillata
Lineage: Eukaryota; Metazoa; Cnidaria; Anthozoa; Scleractinia; Pocilloporidae
Product: E3 ubiquitin-protein ligase UBR4
Molecular function (GO): zinc ion binding; protein binding
Source: RefSeq, a predicted model, not a curated record